UAUGAAAAUAGCUGUCAACAUUUUAUUUUGUUACAGGUAUUCUCGUAAUGAGCUCAUCGAAGGUAUUUAUUCAGGGUUUGAUCGGCAUAAUGGAGAAAUAGCUGCAUUCCAUCUUAGUAGACUUCUAGACCUGCGGAUGGCGCCCCUUACUGUUGGUCGCAACGUGUCUCUCAAAAGACAGAUUCUGCCUGUUUCAACUAGGAGACUUAGCAAAACGUUCUUCCCAGGGAGAGCGGGUCAAAUGUGCUUCUAUGGUGUUUGUCACUACUGCCAAAAAAAUGAAUCUGUCUGCGAGAACUUUCACUCACUAGAGGGCUCUGUGAUCAUGUGGCUGCCAAAGAGACUCCGACUCCUUGAAGAACCUCACCCUUGGAGACGCACAUAUGUAAAGAACAAGUUUACAAAAUGGGAGAAAAAUGAAAGUUAUUGUGAAAGAGUGUUACAGAGUAGUCAGGCACCAAGACUAUUGCAUUUGAUGGAUGCAGCUGUUUUUGACUUCCUGAUACAGAAUGGAGACCGGCAUCACUAUGCUCGUGUUGCAGGCUCAGACGACUCUCCUGUUGUUUUGAUAGACAAUGGCAAGAGAGCUGAAGUUGGCGCUCUCAUAUCAGACUGGCAAUAG
Molecule: messenger RNA, 622 nt
Organism: Penaeus indicus
Lineage: Eukaryota; Metazoa; Arthropoda; Malacostraca; Decapoda; Penaeidae
Product: glycosaminoglycan xylosylkinase-like
Exons: 4
Coding region: 2-622 (206 amino acids)
Biological process (GO): protein phosphorylation
Cellular component (GO): Golgi apparatus
Molecular function (GO): phosphotransferase activity, alcohol group as acceptor
Source: RefSeq, a predicted model, not a curated record